GCAGCACACUCUCAAUGGAGUAGCACUCGUGGAUGAGCUGUAGAGGCGCUGAAUGCUUCAUGAUAUCCUGGGUCAUUAAGGGCGGGUUGAAAACGAUUGGACGCAGUAACAGCGAGUGAGAGGGCCUGACCGGCGGCGCUAAACACUCCUGGAGCACUACAUGAUACAUGAUAUAAAAAAAAGAAAGAAAUUACUGGUGGAAACCAAUCCCUAGUGUGUCCCUUUGUGUCCUUUCCUCAAGACGUUUAGCUGACAUGGGUAAUGGAAUAAAUAAGAUCCUGCCUGAUCUGUAUCUCGGAAAUAUCAAAGAUGCUCGAGACAGGGAGGUGUUGGCGCAGCACAACAUCACCCACAUCCUGUCCAUCCACGACACAGCUGCACCCAUCCUGGAGGACAUGACGUACCUGUGUAUAUCUGCUGCUGACCACUCAAAGCAAAACCUGAUCCAGUACUUCAGAGACAGCAUCAUGUUCAUCCACGAGUCCCGACUGAAAGGAGACGGCUGCCUCGUUCACUGUGUGGCAGGAGUGUCCCGCAGUGUGACCCUGGUGGUGGCGUACAUCAUGACGGUGACGGGUCGGGGCUGGGUGGAGUCUCUGGCGGCGGUGAGGGCGGCGCGGCCGUGUGCGGGGCCCAACCUAGGCUUCCUCCGGCAGCUGGAGGAGUUUGAAAACACAGAACUGACAGAAUAUGACGCCUGGUGGAAGGAACGAUACGGGAAGAACUCGUUCAACGAUGACGAGGAGAUGGAAAACCUUUUAACUCGGAAAACCAACAGCGGCAGCAGCAGCAAGAGCAUAACAGGCAGCAUCACACCUGAGCUGGGCACAAGUGGCACCUGAAAGAAAUGUCUUCUAAGAGUCUCGUCUUUCCUGAAAUCAGGCAGCUGAAGUACAGCGAUCAUUAUCAUUAUUAUAAUUAUCAUCAGCUCUUUUUCUUCAUCAUCAACCCUGCAGAGUAAAGCUACAGCAGGGACUUGUUCUGUAUCCAUAUUACGAUGAAUCUCAUGUUUGCAGAAAGGCUGAGGAGUCAUGUGAAUGUGGGGGGGGGGGAUUUUUUUUUUAUGCCACUAUCUCAGCCCCUCUCUUGUUAUGUUAUGUCCUAGCCUCUAACUGUCAAAAACACAUGCAAGGGCAGUCAAGCAUGAUGCCAAGGAAAUAUGUACAUACAGUCCACAGUGAGAACACACAUUUAGUUCCCUCCCCCUGGUUAGUUAUGUUAUGUUGUGUUGACUUGACAUAUGAGUAUUACGUGCUGUAGACAGUGUGGAAGCUGAAAAAUACUGUAUCAGUAUCCAGUAAAAGAGUACCUGAAGCAGUAUUUAUAUAAAUCAGUUUCAUUCCUUAAUGGUUUUUUGUUUUGUUUUGUUG
Messenger RNA from Etheostoma spectabile (orangethroat darter), 1370 nucleotides. RefSeq names its product dual specificity protein phosphatase 22-B. Gene Ontology annotation, cellular component: cytosol. Gene Ontology annotation, molecular function: protein tyrosine phosphatase activity. Lineage: Eukaryota; Metazoa; Chordata; Actinopteri; Perciformes; Percidae. The transcript has 10 exons. The record is from RefSeq and is a predicted model, not a curated record. Bases 255 to 842 code for a protein of 195 amino acids. Gene Ontology annotation, biological process: signal transduction; protein dephosphorylation.